This is a messenger RNA of Glycine soja, 1403 nucleotides long. RefSeq lists its product as uncharacterized. The transcript has 6 exons. The record is from RefSeq and is a predicted model, not a curated record. Bases 79 to 1287 code for a protein of 402 amino acids. NCBI's taxonomy places the organism in Eukaryota, Viridiplantae, Streptophyta, Magnoliopsida, Fabales, Fabaceae.
AUCAUAAAAUAAUCCGAACGAAAAAUUGCCAUUACUAGCGUUACCAUUUUUCUUUCUUGUAUUGUUGGAUGCAUUUUGAUGGAUUCGAUCCCAUGCCUUCAGGGCCUCAAUUCCCAAUCCCAGGUUCCCAGUUCGUGGUCCUCGCUUUCGUGCCCUUCUGAGCCUCCGGAUAUUGGGAAUUGGUUCUCAAGCUAUGAAUAUCGAUCACCCGGUCCGGAUUCGAAUUUUAGUGUCGAAGAUUCUGCUUUCAGCGAAGAAGAAACCCAGAGAGACGGUGAAGAAGAAGAAGAAGAAAAUGUUAGGGUUCAAGGUGAAGGGGUUGCUGGGGAGAAUGUAGUACAAUGUAUCAGAACUUGUGUUAAAGAGGAUAAUCAUAGCGAAGAUCAGUGCUUGAACACGAAUCUGGAGCCUUUCAGCUCGUUCUCACUCCUUUCUGAGCCUCCAGACAUCAGAAACUGGUUCUCGAGCUAUGUUUACGAGUCACCCGAGUCUGAUACAAGUAGUCUUUUUAGAGAUGAAGUUUCUGAAGAGAAUGAGUGUGGGAAGGAGAGGUUUGAUUUUGAAGUAGUAAAAGAAGAUGAAAGCCGGUUUGAGAAUGUCCACUCUAAAGGGCGUGUGGACCACAAUAGCUCUUCUAAUAAAAACACAAAGGGUGAUGAUAGUGCAGAAAUGAAGACAAAUUCAACUACUGUUGAUACUUCUCAUCUGGAAAAGAUUUUGCAGCCAUGCCUGCAAGAUAAGACACUGCAACAACAUAAUCUUGGUCCAACGAAGUACAAGGAGGCAUUGGGCCUUAAUCACAAAAGUCCUGGUUGUGAUCCAGAAGGACAUCUGAUGUCCCUGGAUACUGAUAGAAGUGUAAUGAAACCUCCAAAGCUGCUACAAAAGAAUGAUACUGGAGAAUCAAAAACAAAAGGUGAAAUCCAACAUGACAAGAAGCUUGACUUGAGUGCAAGGGUAGCAAAAAACUUUUCAGCAAGAAGUUCAACUUGUACCAGCAAUAAAGAAAACGAUGGUUUUGUGACGACAAGGAGGAACAGCUACACUGGAGGAAAUGAUGAAAGUUCUUGUAAGAAAGCAGAAAAGAUAAUAUUAGCAGGAGCAGUUCCAUUGGCAUGUGAAAAGCAAGGUGUUACAAAGAGAAAGGCAUUAACAGAAGCAACAAAUGUUAAACAAUAUAAUGUCAUGGGGAUAACAGGGAAAUGGCAAUGCCCACAGAAACGUAAACCUGAUGUUGGACCUGCUAUGAAACAACUUAGGCUCGAUCGCUGGGUUCGUAGAGUUUGAGUUUGAGAGAAUAUUUUUUACUUGUAAUAGUGUUGUAACGCAGAUCAAAUCUCUUGAUCACUGGAUAGAAACAUUUUAAUUGCAUUGUGUGUGAUUUCCAUUCUAUUAUUCUAGUU